Molecule: messenger RNA, 5116 nt
Organism: Coregonus clupeaformis (lake whitefish)
Lineage: Eukaryota; Metazoa; Chordata; Actinopteri; Salmoniformes; Salmonidae
Product: repulsive guidance molecule B
Exons: 8
Coding region: 1219-2820 (533 amino acids)
Biological process (GO): BMP signaling pathway
Cellular component (GO): plasma membrane
Molecular function (GO): coreceptor activity
Source: RefSeq, a predicted model, not a curated record
UAAACAGACUGGCAACCAGACUAGGGGAAGGGGACCAUGGGAGUGGGAAAUGAGAGAGGAAGGAAGUGUGUGUGUUGACUUGAGAUGUCCUCAUUAUAGGUUUUAGCUCAGGCUUUUUGUCGGAGCCCAGAGUAGAUCGAUGACGCUCUAAUCUAAAGUCUAUAUGAUGUGAUUGAUUACUUAUAAUUUGAUUUGAUUACUUAAUAUUCCCAGACGCGACUCAGAGAGAGCAGCAUCUACUGUGUUACUUGUGUGUUAGCUAUACUCAGUACACGCAAGCAUGCACACACACGCGCACAACUGUUGAAUGAGAUAGAUCGAUAAAUAGAGGAACAUCCUUAUAAUGUAAUCCCAGAUUCCCAUGUAUUUGCAUAUUCUCCAUGUUUGAAAUGUUAAUUACACCUAUAGGCUAUAUUUUCGUUUGUGUGUGUGUGUGUGCUGGGGCUAUGGCUGAGACUCACUGACAUGCAGUAUUUGUUAGUAGCCUCCUCUCAAACCCUGUUAAUAAGCUUUACUCUCUGAAUGCCUGUUGGGCUCAACUGUCCUGGUUUCUGUCUCAAAACAUCUAUAUUUUUCUCUCUCUCUCUCUCUGGACUCACUUAUUUACUUAAAUCUGUUGGAAAUGUCAUGCCAAUGUCACGCUAACUGUCUGUGUGUGUGUAGGUGAAUACAGUGGAGGGUCUCUCUGUGCCCUGGGUGCUGGCCCCACCCAGUCUGCUCAAGCAGCCAGUCAGUUUGCUUGACCUCUGCUACUGCCGAAUGGACAGCAUCAACCUGCAGUAUGUGAGUAGUGUGGAGUGCGGUCUCAGCCAGCUGUUUAGACACCUGCAGGGACUCAAACACACACUCACACACAUCCUGGGCCCUAGCAACCACCCUGGAUACCACCCCAGCAACAACCCCUGCCCCGAGACGGCACCCCGUGUGAUGUACGAGUGCCUCCUGUCUCUGUCCUCUCGAUACAUACGAGCGUCUUCGGUGUCAGACGUCUGUGUGUCUGUCUGCUCUGGAGUCCUGCUGCACAGACCUACUGCCACUCAGCCUCAUAGGACCAUACACACCCCAGGUGCAGCGUGAGCAACAGAAUGUGUGUAUGGAGUUUGAGGUGAAGGAUAUUCUGUCCCUGCUCCCUUCUAUGUCCCGCGGAGCCCAACAGAGAGCUACACGGGCUGCACAAUCCCUCACACACACACACACACACACAACCAUGCGUUGUGUAUGGCACGGCUCCAGUUAGAGGCUGGGGAGGCGGAGCUUCAGUUCCAAAGGCGGCUGUCCUCAUUGCAGGCGAACCAAUCACAGCAGCUCCACCAGGGUCUAAGACACGCCUAUAGCCAGUUCCAGAACGAGAUCCAACAGAGUGUGUGUGAUCCACUACGAGAUAUCCUAUCUGGUUAUGAUGCAUUGGUUAUCUCUGCAUCGGAGGCGGCCCUUGGUGACUUACUGUCAGCAUUUGAGAGGAACCAAUCAGAACUGAGAGAGGCUCUUCAGGCUCUCACACCGUCACAGGAAGAAGGUCAGUGCCAGGUGGCCACCCCUCAGUGUCGUAUCCAGAAGUGCACCACAGACUUUGUGUCCCUGACGUCUCACCUGACCCCAGCGCUGGAUGGCUUUGACGUAGAAUUCUGUAAGGCUCUGAGGGCCUACAGUGCCUGCACACAGAGGACAGCCAAGUCCUGCAGGGGCAACCUGGUCUUCCACUCUGCUGUCCUGGGUAUCUCAGACCUCAUGACCCAAAGAAACUGCUCCCGUGACGGGCCCACCUCCUCCACACACCCCGAGAUACAAUCAGAGCCCUGCAACUACCACAGCCGCACCCAGCACGCUCACACACACCCUCACACUCACACACACCCUCACACUCACACACACACUCACACGCAGCCGGGCUACCUGUUCUGCGGGCUGUUUGGGGACCCACACCUGCGGACGUUUGAGGACAGCUUCCAGACCUGCAAGGUGGAGGGGGCGUGGCCGCUCAUUGAUAAUGACUACUUGUCCGUGCAGGUGACCAACGUUCCAGUGGUAACUGGAUCCAGCGCCACGGCGACCAAUAAGAUCACCAUCAUAUUCAAGCCCUUUGAGGAGUGUACAGACCAGCGUGUGUACCAGGCAGUAACAGAUGACCUGCCCGCUGCCUUUGUAGACGGUACCGUGAGCAGCGGGGCCCCUGACCAUAACCUGAACGGAAAUAACGUUGACUCUACCGGGAAGGUACGAGCGCUGUGGAUCUCGGAGCAUAGCCCUGGUCGCCACGUGGAGCUGCAUGCCGGCUACAUCGGCGUGACGGUUAUCGUACGGCAGCUGGGGCGCUACCUGACCCUGGCGGUGCGCAUCCCGGAGGAGAUGGCCCAUGCCUACGACGCUACGCAGGACCUGCAGCUCUGCCUGAAUGGAUGUCCCACCUCGGAACGCAUCGACCGGGGGGGUCACCUGUCCCUGCCUCUCCCUCUACCACGUCUAGCCCUGGGCUUACAGCUCCAGCAGCCACAAGGCGAGGGCCAGCCCUCACACACACACUCCCACACGGCUCCCUACAGCGCCCCCCAGGGGUUCAGUGUGGAGGAUGCGCGGGCACGCUGCAGGGAGCAGCUUGAAGUGCAGGAUAUUUAUUUCCACUCGUGUGUGUUUGACCUCCUGACCACCGGGGAUGCUAACUUUACGGCAGCAGCGUUCAGCGCCCUGAAGGACAUGGAGAGUCUCCACCCCCACCGCGAGCGCUGGACGAUCUACCCACCCAGCUCAGCCCACACCUCUCAGCCUAUCACAUGGCUCCUACUGCUCACACUCUGUAUAGCGUGUUUUUGUGUGUGUGUGUAAGUGUGCGUGUGUGUGUGAGUGUGUGUGAGUGUGUGUGAGUGUGUGUAUAUGUGUGUGUGUGUGUGUGUGAGUGUGUGUAUGUUGGUAUAGAGCUCCUAGCUGAGCUGUAGGGUAAAGUUCCCUCUUGAUGCAGAUCUAUGUUCAGUUUUGUGUUUUCGCCCUAAUGGUUAUGAUUGGGGAGGGUAACCUAAGCUGAUCCUAGAUCUGUGUCUAGGAGAAACUUCUAACCAGAGCCCCUCUGGAGAUUUACCCUCUUCUUCUUCUUGGUGAAAAGAGAAUAGUUGACUGAACACCGCGAGGCAUAUUACUGCCACAAAGGAGCUGCAAGCCCACAGGUCCAAGCCCACACAGGUGGAAUCUGAACAGAUUUCUUGACACUCCUGUACUCUUCCCCACUCUGCUAUGUGGGACCUAGCAGGCCUCGUGGAGAUUAUGACCUAUCUAUAUGUGAGGAUAACACGUAUAUAAAGGAAGACCUAAACAAACAAACACUCCCAACUUGUGUGUAUAUUGUAGAAACACACUCCAGACUGUAAAUAGUGUGUGAGUGACGUAUCCAGGAACGCUGGAUGGCGUUGAGUUUUGGUUGUUAUUUUGGCGUGAUUUUGAUGUGAUUGUUUUUUUUUAUACCUCAUAGACAGAGGAAGUUGAUUUAACAGAAGCACUUUAUUAAAUUUUUUGCUAAAUCCACACCAGUGUUCCCCUCUCCCCUCUCUACCCCACCCCCUCAACCUUUCCCCCUACAUUACCCUUUUUUAGAGUCUGAGGGGCUGUAUCAAUGACCCCCCUUCUCCAACAGCCCAAGCUGUGGAUUUCAUCUGCCGUUUUCUUCACUCACAGUGCAAAUCUCAAAUGACACCUGAUUUAUGCAAUAUGCUACUUUUCACCAGAGGGACAUAGGGCAGGGUCGAAGGUAGUGUACUAUAUGGGGAAUAGGGAGACAUUUGAGACAGUUAACCAGCUCACUAACACAGUGCGAUGGAACCUCUGUUUUAAAGCCGACAUUCCAAAGGCAGUUGAGUUGAUUUAGCCUCUGUUCUAUAGUAAAUUAAUGUUUUCUGUUGAAUGUAUUCUGUAUGGUACCAUAGUAGCUGUUCAGAACAGUUUCACGCACCAUUACCGUUUAAUGUUUGGUAAUCAAUUACAUUUUACAGUAUAUCUGCAAAUACAGUGUGUAUGUGCUUGUGCCCAAGUUUGCGUGUGUUUUACCUGACUUGUCGUCUGAGGACUGAAAAGUCAGUCACCCUUAGCAACUCUUUAUGAACAUAUUCACUGUUCACUGUUUGUUCACACUGGUGUAAUGACUAUAACAUGCUCUGACUCUGUUUUUUUUUACUUCCCCAAAUUUCAGCUGGCGGUAACAGUUCAAUCCAUUUACCAAACAGCAUUGACUAUCAGCUUUUCUAUGUUGUGCGUUUUCUCUUUCAAUGAGUGUUCAGUUUGCUUUCUGUUGCAACCAAAGUCAAACACAUAUAGUGAUUCAUCAUACAAGUUCUCCAGUUUUCAUAUGUUGGAACAUGAUGAUCACACAUCCCCUCCAAACCCAAACCGUAACACCCCGUAACCCCCACCCUGACCCCUCCCUACCCAUCUCUAACUCUUAGUAAACUUGCUACUGUAGAUUAACUCUAUUUUGCUACUACUGCCAGAGCUGACAGCUGCUCCCCAAUGGGACAUAUGGCUAGACAGUAGUAAACUGUAGACCAGGGGUGCACGCUUUAGUUCCAGCCCAGCACUAACACACCUGAUUCAGCUAACCAAGAUAUUGAUGAUUGGUUUGAUUAGUUAAACCAGGUAAGUUAUAUCUGCGCUGGAACAGAAGCCUGCACACAAUGCGGCCCUACAGGAAUAGUGUUGCCUACCGGCUGUAGAUGGAACACUGGGACUCCCACAGGCCGAGACGAUGUAGCACACUUUCAGAUAAAACUACAAUGCAGUGUCUGAUGGGAUAUACUGUAUAUGCCUAUUGCCCUCAUAUACAAUUACAAAGCGGUGUCUGAUGGGAAAUGUAUGCUCAGUCUGCCUCUGGCAUUGUGAAUUCUUAAAUCGUGUUUGAGUGUCCGUGUGGUGAAGAGUGACUGCUCAAUGUUGAAAUACGUAACUUAUUUAUAAACGUAGUGUCUGUUAGAGGAAGGUACGCUCCAUAUUCUUGCUGUUUCAGAUGUGAUUGUACUGCCACCUAGUGGCGCUCCGUUGCUAUGUCAGUGUUUUACUCUUACGGAGGCACUAAAGAAAACUUGAAAAAAAAAAUGAAAUGUGUGCAAGUGUUUUAUUUAAAUAACAAUAAAUGAAAAAG